Messenger RNA from Leptopilina heterotoma, 583 nucleotides. RefSeq lists its product as uncharacterized. The record is from RefSeq and is a predicted model, not a curated record. The coding region runs from base 1 to 315 and encodes 104 amino acids. Lineage: Eukaryota; Metazoa; Arthropoda; Insecta; Hymenoptera; Figitidae. The transcript is spliced from 3 exons.
AUGGAAAUUUCUUCACCACCACCACCAAAAAUGACUGACGAUAAUAGUAGAUGCGUGGACAAAAACCCGGCUGUUAAGGAGAUAUCGAUUUCUGGAAAAGGCACCGGUUGCGUCAUAUGCAUCGUUAUCCUCGUCAAUCAUCAACUAAUAAGACUAAAAAUAAUGAUGCAACGGAAAUUCGAUAAAUCGGAAGAAAAGGAAACCAGGUUACUACGUUGCUAUAGUUACAGGAGUAAUUUGACGUAUUGUCCAUCAAUAAAUCCAAUUGUCAACAAUUUUACAUUUGUUACAAAAAGAGAUUUCUCUGCCACUUGAAAUUGAGGAGUCAAUAUUUCCAAACGGUUCAUAUCGAAGUUUAUUGAAAUCAAAAGUGUCUGGAUAAAAAAUGUCUCGAAUCGUUAAAGUCUCAGUGGAAAUUAAGUUUGCACAGGAAAGACAAAUCAGGGAAGUCAAGAAAAGUAAAAUUGUUCACGAGAAUCAACGUCUGGAUAAAAAGAAGUUUGGAAUUAUCAAUGUCCAGAAGUAAAAAUAGUCUUGAAUUAGGAAUUGAAUAAUGGAUUUUUGUUUUGAAAAUGAAAUAUUC